AUGUCCGCAGAGAUCCCUGUUGCCGUCAUUGGAAUUGGCUGCAAGUUUCCUGGAGGUUCUGAUAACAAGGAGUUGUAUUAUGAGUUCCUUAGGUCGAAAGUGCGUGGCAAAGACGAACCUGGAAAGUACCACUGCACGAAGGCUGGUUUCAUAAACGGUAUCGAUCAAUUCGACCAUCUCGAGUUCGGUAUCUCUGCAAAGGAAGCUGCCCACUUCGAUCCCGCAAUUAGGCUGACGCUCGAGGCUGCACAUGCGGCACUUCAAGAUUCGGGCAUUGAUUACAGGGGCUCCAAUACUGGGGUCUUCUUCGGCAACUUGCUCACUACGACAGAUGAACUUGACGAUGACAGAUAUGAAAUAAACAACUAUAAUGGUGUCGGGCGUUGUGUCUCCAUUCGCGCCAAUCGUAUCUCGUUCACUUUUGAUCUCCGCGGACCUUCUUUGACCGUCGAUACCGCAUGCUCGGCGUCUGCGACUGCUAUUCAUCUUGCCCUUUGCUCCAUCAAACUCGGCGAAAUCGAUCAGGCUCUUGUCGUGGGCGCAAAUACAAUUAUUAACCCUGAGCACACUGUUUCGUUUUCAAAGUUGGGUGUCUUGUCACCCACUGGGUCUUCCAAGUCGUUCGACGCGUCGGCGGACGGCUACGCCAGAGCCGAGGGUGUCGCUGCUAUACUUAUUAAGCGGCUUGACCGUGCACUUCAAGAUGGAGAUGUUAUUUAUUCUGUUAUCACCUGGCAAGUCCUGACCAUGCCCGAAGGUGAUAUGCAAGCCGAGACGAUCAAGGAGGCCUACCGUGUUGCUCAUCGCGAUCCUGCUGAAACAUUCUUCGUUGAGUUGCACGCGACAGGUACAAAGGUUGGUGACCCGAUCGAGACCAAUGCUGCUGGCAAGGUCUUCUCCAGGGGCAGGGAUGGCAAGAAGGCCCUUCGUGUUGGUAGUGUCAAAGCGAACAUUGGUCACGCCGAGGGUUGCAGUUUCCUUGCAAGUCUGGUCAAGGUUUCGAUGAUGUUGCACCACAAGGAGAUCAUUCCAAAUAUCCGCUUCAUGAAGGCAAACCCGAAGAUCGAUUUCCCUGCCUUGAAAAUGCGAGUUCAAACAGAGCUGGAGAAGAUUAGUCCCGAGAUGGCUGCGAAGGACGGAAAAUGGGUUACCUCCAUUUCAUCCUAUGGUGUCGGUGGUUCUAACGCACACGUUGUAUUGGAAACCGCUGAGACUGUGGCGGACCUUCCUACCAGUAUGCCACCGGUAACGCCAUCUACCAAGCGCUUGUACCUCUUUUCUGUCGGAUCUCUCACGGAGUCCGCACUCGGACGUUGGAAGGAUGCUCUCAUCAUGGCAUACGAAGGUGUCACUGACGAUCGUACUCUUCGCUCCCUCGCUCGUGACCUUGGUAGGCAGACUCGCGCCUAUACUGCCCGUGCAUUUGCCGUCACAUCUACCUUGGACGCCACUACCAGGUUCUCCAAACCUGUUCUCACUAACACCAAUAAGAGCCCCAAGCUUUGUCUUGUUUUCUCAGGCCAAGGUCCUCAACAUAUUUAUAUGGGUCGUCAACUCGCAGAGGUUUACCCAGUAUUCUUCGACUCGAUCAAGGAGAACGACAGGAUACUGGUUGAGAAAUAUGGUCAAGCAUCCAUGUUGGAGCGCACAGGUCUCUUCUUGCCGGGUGUCGAUUGCAAGCUCCCAUCCAAUGGUGUUUGGCCUGUACAAGAGGUCGUACUCGGUUUGGUGUUUGUGCAAGUCGCUAUGGUCGAUCUCAUUCGCAGCCUGGGUAUCAAGUACGACUUUGUCGUCGGACACAGCAUUGGUGAGAUCGCUAUGGGUUAUGCUUCCGGUCACUACGACCGUGAGAUGGCUGUUGGCAUUGCAACUGCUCGUGCAGCUGCUAUGGUGCAAGCUGAGGGAAACGGGGCCAUGGUUGCGCUUGGGGUCGGGGCGCAGAAAGCGAAGACAGUGAUACGCAAGGUCCUUUCUGAUGCCAAGGUUCCAUCGGGUCUGUGGAUCGCAGGGCGCAGUGAACUUGUCGACGCGCUAGAAGCCUACGCAAAGGACCCCAGUGUCAAAGUUUUCGCUGCCAAACUUCGUGUUACCUGUGCCUUCCACACCCCGCUCAUGGAAGCACAGGAGGCGCUCUUCAAGGAACGCGUUGCUGGUACUUCAUUGUCUCAGGGUACGAUGGCGCCGAUCGCCAAGGUUAUGUCCACGACGGACGGCAAGUGGCUCGACCGCGAUCUGGAUGUCAACUACUGCUGGGACAACAUUCGUCGCCCCGUGCUGUUCGGAACUGCUAUCAACAAGAUUGUUACGGACGAAAGUGCCAAUGGCGUGGUCUUUCUCGAGAUUGCGCCCCACCCGGUUUUGAAAGCUUACAUCGAGCAAUGUUUGAUUCGUCGGCCCAACCCCAAGGUUCCUGCCCAGAACACUGGAGAGCACUACCAGUUCCUUGAAGGCAUCGGUAAUCUCCUCGGCACUGGAUUUAAGAAUGUCGACUUCAACCAACUGUGUGCGUCGCCCGAAGGCACGACGGACUUCACCAAGGCGAAGCUACCUGAAUAUCCGUACAACAAGUCGUACUGCUGGGCAGAGUCUGCCAGCGACCAAUCCCGCAGGCUUCGACACAAGCCUCGCCCAGUUGCAACGCCGCAUUUCCGCAUCAACGUUGACACUCAUCCCGACUUGACAGGACACAUCGUCUUUGACGCCGUUCUUUUCCCGGCAUCAGGCUACGUCGAGAGCAUUUUAGAGAACGGUGCAAUGGUUGUCACUGAUAUCGCGAUUCACAAGCCCCUCGUUUUGAACGGUUCCGGAUCCAACCCUGGCCACGCAGGCUGCGUUAUCGAUGGCGACAAGUGGCAAUUUAAAGCGUCAACCAACAACGAGUUUUACGAUGGCGAGAUCCUUAUGGACUCCGUUUAUGCUAGUGGCCAGUUCUCCCGGAUUAAUCCCGCUUACGACGAGAGCGCUCCUCGUAUGUUCGAUUUCGAGGCUAGGCUUGCGUGUGCGCGCGGUUCGGUCACUGGAGAUGAAUUCUAUGACGCAAUUCCUUCUGCCUACCGUUAUCAGAAGCAUUUCAGGGACUAUCUCAAGGUCGUGUACGAGGUUGACGAUGAGAACAGCUGGGGCGGAAAGGCCUACCUCACUCGUCUCGAAGUUCCAGAGCGGACCCCCGAUGUCUUCGGAAAUGGUUACGUUAUACACCCUGGUAUUCUUGACAGCAUCACGCAGUGCGGCCUCGCCAUGUUCAUCAAUAUGGAUACCAAACAAUUUGACUUCAACGGUGUUUUCCUUCCUGUCAAGAUCGAUGCCCUUCGGCGCUGGGAUAGCCGUGACGCACCUGACUUGGACGCAGAGCUCAAGAAAGGCAUGUGGACAUACUUCACAGGAAGGACGUGGGCCCCUGGCGGUCCUUUCAAAUCCGAUUAUAUCGUCGCCAACUCGGAGGGUCGGAUUCUCUUCACCAUUGAAGGCUUCGAGAUUGCUCGUGCUCCCGACGCAGAACCUGUCACCAUUAAUGAUAACAGCCUCGAGGAACGUCUGACCACCACUUGGCAAUCGAAGUCAUUCCCUGCUGCAUCGCACACCCUCACCCCGACGGACUCCCUGAGCACUGUUUUCAAGUCUGUCAUUAGCGCCGCUGCUAUUGCUGGUCGCAAAGUUGUUAGGGCCAUCGACCUGGCGCAGACCAUCGAUAUCAGUACAAGCCUCGACUCGACCCUCGGUGACCUCAUCGCAGACACUGGUGCCCUUGUUGAAUACUUUUGCGCUGCCACCACUCCUGAAGAUGCUGAUUCAAAGACUACUUUGAUGAAGUACCCUCAUGCCAGGUCUCUAGAAGUCAAGUCCUGGAAACUCGUCGAUGGCACUGAGCAUAGUUAUCAUUUGAGCUAUGAUGUCGCUUUAUACCACGUUGACCUUUCCGCAGUCCCCGUUGAAAUCGCCUCCUUGGCCAACUUCCUCGUACCCAAUGGUGUCAUCCUUUUGACUGUCUCAAAUUCCCAAGCAGCGGUCGAGGACGCCUCUAUUCAACCACUCACUUUCAGAGCCUUAGUGGACAAUUUUUCCACUAUUCCCGGAACAGCCGUACAAGCGACCGAGUUCAUGAGCGGACAGGCUCUUAUCUACAUUCGUGUCAGCGAACCUGCUCUCGUGGUUCCCGCGCCACCAUUCAAGAGCGUUAUCGUUCAGCCAUUCGCUCACGGCCAAGAAGGUGACCUCGUCGAAAUUGCCAAGAACAUCACCGCAGAAGCCGAGUUGUGGAUCACCGGAAAUGACGAUGCUGCCGGUAUUGGUGCCCUGAGUGUUGCAUCUUGCAUCAUCGCAGAAUCCCCCGGAUACAAGAUCUAUUCGGUAUUGUUCGAGGAUCAUUCGCUGGACAACGACGCUCGCGAGAAGGCCGUGCACGACUUACGCCGCAACUCACUGCUGCUUGAGCAACACAUGAAGAUUACGAAGGAUGGUGAAGUCUUCGUUCGCAGGCUCGUCCACGGCGGUGCGGAGGUGAAGGACGCCGUCAUUCCUGCGGCUUCGAUCACCGAAUCCGGAGCUGUCUCUGCAUAUUUCCCGCCCGCGCUGGGGCCAUCCGAAAUCGAAAUCGCUGUCGAAGCUCUUGGCACCGAGGUCAACGCCUCCCCGCAACCUGCCCUUACUGUUGUCGGUCGCAUCAAAUCCACAGGUAUGAAUGUUGCACGUAACGAUCUUGAUGGUCUUGUUGUUGCCAUUGCCUCUCAGUCCCCUGCGGACGUUGUAGUCGUUCCCCAAGAUGCAGUUGUCUCGUUACCGGUUGGUGUCAGCUCUACGGAUGCUGCUUCCUUGACCGCCUCCUUCCUUGCAUCCUGGAUUGGUUUGGUGGUCCGCGGUUGUAUCAAGUCAAGUUCAAUCGUCCUUAUCCACGACGCUACCUCAGCUGCUGGCUUUAGCGCUAUCCAGGUUGCGAAGCGAUUUGGCAGUCGAGUGUUAUGUACUGUUGCAGACAGAGCUCAAGCCGCUGCGGUCUCGUCAACCAUAGAGGUGCCCAUGUCAGAUAUUAUUGCCAUCGACAAUUUCGCCACCGCCGUACUAGGCUGGCUUCGCUCAAACUCAAUACGUGCAUUCGAUAUUGUGCUCAAUGCUGGCGGAAAGAGGGCGUUCGCCCACGGCGCAGACCUCCUUUCUGUGUUUGGCUCAUACAUUCACAUUGAAGGAAACGAGUUGUCUCAGAUUCCAUCGGGCUCCUAUUCAACUCAGGUUUUGGACAUCAACCGCUUCGCUGCCGCGUCACCCGUUCCACUUGCCCCGGUUCUCGCUGCUCUUCUUGAAGCGCACACUUCUCAACCCUUCAAGUUCCGCUCGCACUUAGCAUCAUUCUCUUCGUAUUCGUCGUCCCAAGUCGUAGAUGCGUAUUCGCUCGUCGCCAUCCCAGAUUCACUGCACUCUGUUCGUAUCGACCCAGUUGGACAGUUAUUCGAUCCCCGCAAGAGUUACAUUCUCGUCGGAGGUUCCAGCGAGCUCGGCGUGCGCAUCACUGAAUGGAUGGCGAAUCACGGUGCUCGCCAUGUCUUCUUGACAAGUCGCCGUGGCCCUCGCGGUCUCACGAAGGUUGAUAACUUGUACAUCCACUACCUCCGUUCAAAGGGCGUGCAGAUCGAAGCUAUCGCAGCUGAUGCGAUCAGCAAGGACCAAACUGCUGCUGUCGUAGAACGAGCGAAGAAGGCUGGUCCUAUCGGCGGCCUCUUCGUCAUGACAGUUGUCCUGCGCGAUGCAAAGUUCACAAACCUCACGCAGCAAUCCUUUGACGAUGUGUAUGAGUCUAAGGUCGCUGUUCUCAAUACCCUCAUCACCUGCAUCGAUCCCACCACCAUUGACUUUAUGCUUCUUUUCUCUACUAUUGGUUCUGUCUUUGGUAAUGCCGGCCAAGCAGCAUAUUGCGCAUCUCAACUCUACCUUGACCGCAUAUCUGAUGAUCUACCCAAUACGAUUUCGAUGUCCUUCCCUCCCAUCACGGACUCCGGUAUCUUCAAGCGGCUUGUCCUUGCUACGAAGGGCAAGGCUAACACGGCUCAGCUCACGAAGACUGGCAUGACCACAGCGCAAGUUUGCAACUUCAUUGGUGACUCUCUCGUUCGCCGUAUUACACACUAUGUCCCUAUGCUUGCUAUUAGCGAUGUUCCCGAUACCUUCCCGUCAUGCGAACCUUUGUUGUACAGCCACCUUCUCCCUAAGAAGUUUUUGGUGGCCAACAGUGCGGGAGGCAAUGGCAGUGACGUGGUGGAGUCGCCAGCGACCCUGCUUGCUGCCCUUCUUAGCAUGGACAUCGAGCAGAUCAUGGAUAAUGCCCUGAUCACGAGUUUCGGCCUCGACUCCCUCGGAGCCACGCGCUACAGCAAUCAGCUCCAGGCACGGUUUAACAUCCAAGUCAGCCAGAUCGAACUUUUGGGUUCGAUGACGAUUGCCAUGUUGAACGAGUUGUGUGCCAAGGUUGGCGCACAAGAUGGUGGAAGUGACACUGUUGCAGCGUCUGAUGAUGGGUCUGGAAAAUAUGGCGAACCUCUGGUGCCCGUCCUCAAUGACCGACUCGCAUAUGACGAACCUUACACGACCGGUGCCUCACCCCACCAAUAUCGUAUCUGGUUGGCUCAGCGUGAAUAUGAUAACGCUCGUAAGCGCGCGAUUAACAAGAUUGAUGCCAACAUGUCGCGCUAUGGAGCUACCCAGUGGGAUACCCAUGAGGGUUACUUUGUCACUAUUUCCACCGAGACACCAUUGGAUGUCGAUCGCAUGACGAAAGCUUUCGCUGAGGUCGUCCAGCGCCAUGGCGCGCUUCGGACCACCUUCACCUGGAAUGAGGAGCUCGGGAAGCUCGAACAAACAAUUUACCCGUCCGUGGACUUCAAAGCAACCCUUGUGGAUCUCUCCAGCGAACCUGAUGCUGCAGCUAAGGCCUACGAGAUGAGUCUGGCGUUGAACAAACGGCCGAACUUCAAGCUCGACCGUCUUCCGCUCUUGAUCGCCACCAUGUUCGAUCUCGGCGGCGGCGACUGGGCAUUCAAUGUAGUGAUUCACCACAUUAUCAUCGAUGAAGCAUCACUCGGCGUGUUCUUCUACGAGCUUUUCCAGAUCUAUUUGAACGGCCCAGAAAGUUUACCCGAAGUUCCGAUCCACUACUCCGAUUUCAGCGAUUGGCUCUUGAAGACCACAGAACGCCGUACAGAGCUCCGUGAAGACCACCUGAAGUUUUGGGUGGAGAACUUGCAGGAGACGCAGCCGCUUCACUUGACCCUUGCUACGCCAUCUGAUCAGGAGCUGGCACCUAUCACCCAGAUUGAGGCAAAGAUUGGAGUUGGUGCUCUUGAGCACUACACGAAAGUAAUCAACGCUACUACUGCCACACCCUUCGCAGGGUUCUUUGCUGCAUAUAACAUCCUCCUCCACAAAUACUCUGCGGGUCAAUCGUCAUUCGUCGUGGGCACCGCUGUCACGCAACGCAAUCUUCCCAUGCUUAUGAAUGUUAUCGGUUUCUUCGCUAACUUGCUUCCUAUCAAAACCGUGAUCGAUGAGACCAAGACAUUCGCAGAGUACCUCGGCGAGUUCAAGGACGCGCUGAUUGCUUCCCUCGCCCACGAUGAAGUUACUUAUGAAGAUAUUGUCACGGAGGGGAAGUCGUCCUCUACCGGUCGUGGGUACUUCAAGCAUUUGUUUGCCCCCGGAGGCAUGAACAUGGAGACCAUUUCCCAACUGGAGUCGAACCAUUUGACAACCAAGUCCACCGUCUCCUUACCCAAUGGGGAGGAACAAUACGAAUUCCUACUUACUGUCCAUCCCAGAUCUGGUCACGUCAUCCUUCGCUUCGACAACCACCUCUACACCGAGGACGCAGCGCGCCAGUUCCUAGACGCCUAUAUCUCAUUAGUAGAGACACUUGGCCGCGAUCCCCAUGUUACGAUCAGAGACAUAUCCGUUGUCACUGAGUCUGAACAUGAACGCCUAGUCAAGGAACUGUCCUCUUCUUCUAAGGUCGCGGUGCGGGAAAGUUUACUUCAUCGGCUGGUUGAGGAGCAGGCGAAGAAAACCCCACACCUCACUGCUGUCGAGUUUGAAGACGAGCCAUUUACAUACAGCGAACUAAACUCCACUGCCAACAGAAUCUCCCGGACACUCAUCCAACAAGGCGUGCGCCAUGGCGAUGUCAUUGCCCUGUGCUUUGAUCGUGGCAUCAGCCAGAUCUUGGGUGUCCUGGCGGUCUUGAAGGCUGGCGCAACUUUCGUGCCCUUGGACCCUGACGACCCCACUCUGCGCAAGGAGUUAAUGGUCGAAGAGUGUGGCGCAAAGGUGCUGCUCACGACUUCAAACCACUCUCGCGUCUUCCAGAAGAGCUUAGCUUCGAAAGUUCUGAUCGUUUACAUCGAUGAUACGAUCUACCGGAAGCGUCUGACCAAGCUCAGCGCGGAUGACUUCGACGUUGAAGGACUUACCCCCAACAGCCUUGCCUACAUCAUGUUUACAAGUGGAAGCACCGGGAAGCCGAAGGGCGUCAUGAUCGAGCAUCGAUCAAUCUCUAAUCUCGUUCAGAACUCAAGCGUAUAUGGUUUCCAGCAAGGUCUUCGUGUGAUGUCUUCCUUAGCCUACACUUUCGAUCCUUUCGUGGUGGACGUUUUCGGCUCCCUCUCUCAUGGCGCCACUCUUGUCACUGGCCGCAAGGAACUUGUCCUUGGUGACAUACCCCAGGCCAUUCGUUCUCUGCGCAUCAACGUCCUUCACGUUACGCCUUCCAUUCUCGCAGUCGUCCCUCUCUGCGAAUACCCGACUCUAAAGACUGUUGUCGUCGCAGGUGAAGCCCUUGGCAAGAAGCUUAUCGAGGACUGGUGUGGUCGCGUCACGCUGCACAACAUGUACGGACCCACAGAAGCCUCCGUUGACUGUACCUCAUGUCAUGUUACGGGUCCUGCUCUCACCGGCGUUAUCGGUCGUCCGCUUCCUAACUGUCGCAUCUACAUUCUCGACAAGCAACUCAAGCCCACUCCCAUCGGCGUUGAGGGCGACUUGUACAUCGGAGGCAUCCAACUGGCACGCGGCUACCUCAACCAACCUGAGCUCACCGCUGCUGCGUUUGUCCCCAACCCUUUUUCCCGGAAUGAGCGCAUUUACAAGACGGGCGACAUUGCGCUCUACCGCCCUGAUGGAAACGUAGAGUACUGUGGGCGUGCUGACCGUCAGAUCAAACUUCGCGGCCAGCGUAUCGAACUCGGUGAAAUCGAAGACACAAUUGCCAAAUACUCCUCAGUGAAGCGUGCCGCCGCUGUCAUUCGUACAGUCCAAGACGCUCCUGCCAUCGUCGCCUUCGUCGAGCUGAAAAAUGUCGCUGACGGCCAGCUCGAGGAGGAGAAAGAGGCAUUGAAGGUCUUCGUUGCAGAGCGCCUCCCGCGGUUUAUGUAUCCUUCGCUCAUCGCAGUGCUCCCCCAACUUCCCACAUCUCGCAGUGGUAAAAUCGAUCGCAAUGCGCUCAAGCAGAUGGACCUUAAGACAUUUGCACCCGACUUGAAUGACGAUAUCGGCACGCCCUCUGGUGACGUCGAGGUAGAGCUGAUGAAAAUCUUCAGCAAGGUGCUCAAGGCGGAGAAUGGCAGUUUCGGCGUUAACCAUGAUUUGUUUGCCGUGGGCCUCAACUCCCUUAUGGCAGUCCAAGCCGCUGGCGUGGUCUCCAAGACGUUUGAUGUUCACGUUGGCCUCAACAACAUCUACCUUAGGCCAACCAUCCGCGAGUUGGGUACGCUGAUCGUCGACGCCAUGGGUAAAGAUUCCCGCAUCAUCAUGGAAGCGGAAGACGCAGACGCAGACUUCCUCAUCGAGUUCCUUCCCAUCAAAAAGAAGGGCAUGCAGCCCCGUCUCUUUAUCGUUCACGAUAUCACAGGCAUGGCUACUCCAUUCAUGCGUCUUGGCGCAUACAUGCCGAAUGAGAUGUACGCCAUUGGUGACAAGCACUUCGGUUCCGAGACGGGUUUCGGUUCGAUCGAUGCCAUGGCGGAACACUAUAUCAGCCUCAUCAAGAAAGUCCAACCUGAAGGUCCAUACGUCAUCGGGGGUUACUCGUACGGAGGAUCAGUCGCUCUUUGCAUGGCUGCCAAGUUGGCAACGCGUGGCGAAGAGGUUGCACACCUCAUCCUGUUUGAUCCCAUCUUCAUCCCAUCUUCGGAGCGUCAGAGCCUGAAGUCGACAGACUGGACACAGCGGUCGAUCGACCGCAUCACGUCCAACUUCCCUGACAUUGGGGAGAAGUGGAAGAAUAAGCUCCGUACUGAGAUCCGCAAGAACCUGGAGUCCAUGUUCGACUACGAGGCCGACUUCUAUGAUGGGCCGACUACCCUUGUUGUACCGAAAGAUAGAUCAUGGUAUCGCAGCGGCGCGGCAAGUGACUUCGACACUGGAGCAGAUGACCACAAUGGUUGGGAUGCCCGCAUCAAGAAUCUGGAUAUGAAGGUCGCUGCUGGAUCUCACGACACAAUGUUUACGCCUGCACACGUGAAGGUGCUCGCUGGAGUCUUAAAGGAGAUCCUUGCAACUGUUCCAGGCGCAGGCUCUGUAAGUAUCUGA
Pisolithus orientalis is the source of this 10563-nucleotide messenger RNA. Its product is annotated as putative nonribosomal peptide synthetase. Gene Ontology annotation, molecular function: 3-oxoacyl-[acyl-carrier-protein] synthase activity; oxidoreductase activity; fatty acid synthase activity. The coding region runs from base 1 to 10563 and encodes 3520 amino acids. NCBI's taxonomy places the organism in Eukaryota, Fungi, Basidiomycota, Agaricomycetes, Boletales, Pisolithaceae. Gene Ontology annotation, biological process: fatty acid biosynthetic process. The record is from RefSeq and is a predicted model, not a curated record. The transcript has 21 exons.